ACAUCCUUAAACAAUUUAUUACCCAACGCCUUACCACGUGCCUUGACAGGUACUAUAAUAUUUGUGUAUAUAUAGACCAACCAGCAUGACUCCAAUCCACCCAUUGCCAAAGGAAAAAAAGCUCAGCAAAAAUGGCGUCCAUCCAGGACAAGCAUAGUUCUCAGGAGUUGCUCCAGGCCCAAGUUGAUCUUUGGCACCACGCGUUGGGAUUUGUCAAGUCCAUGGCACUCAAAUGUGCAAUGGAACUGCAAAUCCCCAACACCAUUCAACACCAUGGUGGUUCUAUGACCCCUUCGGAGUUGGCCAUGAAGACCGGACUCCAUCCGUCUAAGCUUCCCCGCUUACGACGACUCAUGCGUGUGCUCACCGUAUCAGGCAUCUUUGUUGUCCAUGAACCAGCCUCGCCAGACAAGGAGGUUGUUUACGGGCUUACCCCUACCACACGUCUCCUCGUUAGUGACAAAGCUAACUCAAACUUAUUUCCCAUUCUGUCUUCGAUGCUUGAUUCAACUGUCAUUUCCCCUUUCCUUGGCAUGCACUCAUGGUUUCUAGAUGAGUGCACCACGUCCCUGUUCAAAAAGGCUCAUGGCCUAAAUGUUUGGGAGAUGGCUGACCAGGACAGUACUUACAACCAGCUAAUCAACAACGCAAUGGUUUCUGAUAGCAACUUUCUCAUGGACAUCAUCUUGAGGGAGUGUGGUGAUGUAUUUCUUGGCAUAAACUCGCUUAUUGAUGUCGCCGGAGGUCAUGGUGGAGCUGCCAGGGCAAUUACGAAGGCAUUCCCGCAAAUGAAAUGCAGUGUGUUGGAUCUCCCUCAUGUGGUUGCAGAAGCUCCUGCUGAUGACCAUGUGCUGUUUAUUUCUGGUGAUAUGUUUAAGUACAUUCCACCAGCGAAUGCCCUUUUCCUAAAGUCUGUUUUUCAUGAUUGGGGCGAUGAAGACUGUGUUAAGAUAUUGAAAAAAUGCAAGGAAGCUAUCCCUCCCAGAGAUGCUGGUGGAAAGGUGAUAAUUGUUGAUAUGGUGGUUGGAUCUGGGCCAAAUGAGAAUGUAACAAGAGAGACGCAGGUUUUGUUUGAUCUCUUUAUCAUGUGUUUUGAGGGGAUCGAGCGAGAGGAACAUGAGUGGAAAAAGAUAUUCAUGGAAGCUGGGUUCAGCGACUACAAAAUUAUAGCAGUCAUGGGUGUUAGAUCUGUUAUUGAGCUCUACCCUUGAAUACUCUAUGAAAAAACUACCAUCUAUAGUCGGGUGUUUAUUAAUAUUUUGCUCAUGAGACAACGGUUAGUAUUAAGAUGAUGUGCCUAUGCUUCAGUUCUUACUCUCUAGUUAUUCAGCAUAU
Messenger RNA from Triticum aestivum (bread wheat), 1335 nucleotides. Its product is annotated as acetylserotonin O-methyltransferase 1. Gene Ontology annotation, molecular function: O-methyltransferase activity; protein dimerization activity. The record is from RefSeq and is a predicted model, not a curated record. The transcript has 2 exons. The coding region runs from base 132 to 1211 and encodes 359 amino acids. NCBI's taxonomy places the organism in Eukaryota, Viridiplantae, Streptophyta, Magnoliopsida, Poales, Poaceae.